AUGGACGUGUAUGUAGAUAGCUUCAAUCUUCAUGAAGGAGGACAGCAUGAUGACUCAGCAUUGCACGGGCCUACUACUGAUUUAGACGUCACGGUUCACGUCGCUGCUGGGAUUUCGUACGAUCGGAAAGGGAUCUUUUUCUUUUACUCCGAUCCCGCGGAACCUGCAGCGAAGGAGGCCUAUAAACCCGCCAAACCACGCAGAUCUAAUGUUCAGACUGAGGAGGAGUAUCAGGCUGUCCUGGGGGCUUGGAAUGAGGCCCCGAAGGGCUCAGAAUUGGACGCUGAUAUAAAGAUCAAUGGGAACUCGAUGACGCAGCGGUUUAUGCCCAAUAUAUCCUGCCACGUCAUAUCGAUCAUAUCAAGGGCCUACAGUCUCAUUUCAAGCGUCAAUUCCACUUCCAGGAGGUGGGAGAUGCGUCCCAUGGAACGUGGUCCCCAAGGAAUCCCCCCGCCGACCUAA
This is a messenger RNA of Eremomyces bilateralis CBS 781.70, 462 nucleotides long. RefSeq lists its product as uncharacterized. Bases 1 to 462 code for a protein of 153 amino acids. The transcript is spliced from 2 exons. Lineage: Eukaryota; Fungi; Ascomycota; Dothideomycetes; Eremomycetales; Eremomycetaceae. The record is from RefSeq and is a predicted model, not a curated record.